UAACAGCUUGUAGUAGCUAUCCUGACCAUGGCGCUUCAACUUGCAGCACCAUCUUCUGGCCUUACCAGCGAAACGAAGUAUCGAUGUGAUGUGUUCCUGAGUUUCAGAGGCGAAGAUACUCGCCACUCCUUCACUGUGAUUCUCUACAAUGCCUUGCGCCGGAAGGGAAUCAAUGCCUUCAUUGAUGACAAGAAGCUUGGGAAAGGGAAACGAAUAUCACCUGCGCUUCUCAAGGCCAUCGAAAAAUCCAGGAUUUCGAUCAUUGUCUUCUCUAGGAACUACGCUACUUCCUCAUGGUGCCUGGAUGAACUUGACCACAUCAUUCAGUGUAAGAAGAAGAAGAACCAGCUGGUUAUGCCGAUUUUUUAUAAGGUGAAUCCGAUGGAUGUACAAUAUCAGACAAAUAGCUUUGGAGAAGCCAUGGCUGCCCAUGAAAAUAGGUUCAGAAAUGAUCUGGAGAAAGUGCGCAAAUGGAGGUCUGCUUUGUCUGAAGCUGCUAGUUUGUCAUCGGCAUGGCUUUUUGAAGAUGGAAAUGAAUCUGGAUUUAUUGAAAGGAUUGUUGAAGAUGCAUAUACUGUGCUACCUCCAAAACGCCUACAUAGCACUGGUCACAUUGUUGGACUUGAGUCCUGCAUAGAAGAAGUGAUAUCACUUCUAGAUCAAUCUGAUGAUGGAGUUUGUAUGCUGGGGAUUUAUGGAACUGGUGGUGUUGGCAAAACAACUCUUGCCAAGGCUUUGUAUAAUUUAAUCUUCCACCAAUAUGACGGUGCCUGUUUUCUAUUUGAUGUAACAGACGCUUCAAAGCAGUACCGAGGCAUGCUUCAUCUCCAACAGACACUUCUAUCAGAGAUUCUCGACGAAAGGAUCAAGUUGGGCAGUGUUGAUGAAGGAAUAUCUAAAAUGAAACACAGGCUCUCUCACAAAAGAGUUCUUUUGGUUCUUGAUGAUGUUGAUGAGCUAGAACACCUAGAAAAACUCGCAGGAAGCUCUGAUUGGUUUGGUUCUGGAAGCAAGGUCAUCAUAACCACAAGAAAUAAGCAAUUACUAAUUGCACAUCGUGUUGAAACAGCUUAUGAAAUGAAGAAGCUAAAUGAUCAUGAUGCUUUGGAACUCUUUUGUUGGCAUGCCUUCCAUACGAGCAAACCUCCAAAAUGUUAUCAAGAUAUGUCUAGUCGUUUAAUAGGUUAUGCACAGGGUCUUCCUUUGGCUUUAAGGGUAAUAGGUUCCAAUUUGGCUCAAAAGAACUUAGAAGAAUGGAGAAUUACACUUGAACAGUAUGAAAGAAUUCCAGAAAAAACAGUUCAUGAGGUGCUAAAGAUAAGCUAUGAUUGCUUACAGGAUACUGCUAAGAGUAUUUUCUUAGAUAUUGCUUGUUUCUUCAAGAAUAGUAUGGAAUAUAUUGAAGAAAUACAAGAAGCUUAUAAUUAUGGGGCAAGGUUUUUUAUUGAAGUGCUUGUUGAUAAAUCUCUUAUAACUGUCAGUAAUAAUGGCCGGUUUUGGAUGCAUGAUCUGAUA
Messenger RNA from Neltuma alba, 1515 nucleotides. RefSeq names its product TMV resistance protein N-like. Lineage: Eukaryota; Viridiplantae; Streptophyta; Magnoliopsida; Fabales; Fabaceae. The record is from RefSeq and is a predicted model, not a curated record. The annotation marks the transcript as partial. Gene Ontology annotation, biological process: defense response; signal transduction. Gene Ontology annotation, molecular function: ADP binding. The transcript is spliced from 2 exons.